Molecule: messenger RNA, 2700 nt
Organism: Heteronotia binoei (common prickly gecko)
Lineage: Eukaryota; Metazoa; Chordata; Lepidosauria; Squamata; Gekkonidae
Gene: PDE2A
Product: phosphodiesterase 2A
Biological process (GO): cGMP catabolic process; negative regulation of receptor guanylyl cyclase signaling pathway; positive regulation of gene expression
Cellular component (GO): nucleus; mitochondrial inner membrane; mitochondrial matrix
Molecular function (GO): protein homodimerization activity; 3',5'-cyclic-AMP phosphodiesterase activity; 3',5'-cGMP-stimulated cyclic-nucleotide phosphodiesterase activity
Source: RefSeq, a predicted model, not a curated record
AUGAACAAAGCAGUUAUUUACUUAGGAUGCCUGGAGAGCCGGUUUGGUGAUGCUUUGCUCAGCCUGGGCUCUGUCCUCGAUGUCUCCAGCCUCCGGGAAGUCGUCAAAGAUGCCAUCGCUUCCGUGCUACCCAAAGUGGAAAGGGUGUACGUCUACCUUUUGGAUGAAGAAGCCCGGCUGACCUGCAACGACCCACCUCACGAACUACAAGAGGGAAAACUCCGGGAUGUUGUCCUCAAGCAAAAACGGGUGGAGUGCAACGGCCUGCCAGCAGCUGAGCUACAGGGCAAGCCGAUGGUCAACCUGGCUGCACCGUUACCUCCGGACAACCAAGUGCUGAUAAUCCCCUUGGUGGACAAGGACGCCGGGGCCGUGGUUUGCGUCAUCCUGGUGCACUGCAGCCCUCUGUGUGACGCCGAUGAACAUCACCUGCAAGCUUUGGAGAAACACAUCCUCGUGGCCUACAAGCGCAUCCAAGCCCUGCAGAAACGGCAGCCCUGGCCCCAGGUCAGCCUCUCCACCAGCUCCUCACAGAACUCCUUGGCCAAAGCUGAGAAAACCCCCAAGAGCAGCUACAGCGAUUUGGACCGCAAGAUCCUCCAACUGUGCGGGGAGCUGUAUGACUUGGACGCUGCUUCGCUCCAGCUCAAAGUCAUUAAUUAUCUGAAGCAGGAAACCCACUCUCCCUGUUGCUGCCUUCUCUUGGUAUCUGAAGAACACCAGCUGUUCUGCCAGGUCGUCGGGGAUAAAGUGCUGGAAGAAGAGAUCAGCUUUCCACUCACGUUUGGCCGUCUGGGGAAGGUGGUGGAAGAAAAGAAGUCCAUCACUUUGCGACACAUCAGUGUGGAAGAACACAAGCAGCUGAACAGCAUGCUGGGAUUUGAGGUGACAGCCAUGUUGUGCGUCCCGGUCAUCAGCCAGGCCACCUCCCAAGUAGUGGCUCUGGCCUGCGCUUUUAACAAGCUCGGAGGAGAGAGCUACACCGAAGCAGACGAACACAAGAUCCAGCACUGCUUCUGCUACACUUCCACCGUGCUGACCAGCACCUUGGCCUUCCAGAAGGAGCAGAAGCUGAAAUGCGAGUGUCAGGCACUCCUGCAGGUGGCCAAGAACCUCUUCACUCAUCUCGAUGACGUCUCGGUACUGCUGCAAGAGAUCAUCACCGAAGCCCGGAAUCUGAGCAACGCCGAAAUAUGCUCCGUGUUCCUCUUGGAUCGAAGCAGCCAUGAACUAGUGGCCAAAGUGUUUGAUGGGGGCGUGGUGGACGAUGAGAGCUACGAAAUCCGGAUUCCGGCGGACCAAGGCAUCGCAGGCCACGUGGCCACGACCGGAAAGAUCCUUAACAUCAAGGACGCCUAUUCCCAUCCCCUCUUCUACCGCGGCGUGGACGACAGCACCGGCUUCCGCACCCGGAACAUCCUCUGCUUUCCCAUCAAGGAUGAGAACCAGGAGGUCAUUGGAGUGGCUGAGCUGGUGAACAAGAUCAACGGGCCUUGGUUCAGCAAGUUUGAUGAAGACCUAGCCACUGCAUUCUCCAUCUACUGUGGCAUCAGCAUUGCUCAUUCUCUGCUUUAUAAGAAAGUCCACGAGGCCCAGUACCGCAGCCACCUGGCCAACGAAAUGAUGAUGUACCAUAUGAAGGUGUCUGAGGAUGAGUACACAAUCCUUCUCAAUGAAGGUAUCAAGCAGGUGCCAGAGUUCGAUGUCAACUUUGACAAAUUCACGUACACCCCCCGUUCUCUUCCCGAUGACGACACGUGCAUGGCCAUCUUGAGCAUGCUGCAAGACAUGAACUUCAUCAACAGCUACAAAAUCGAUCGCCAUACACUUGUCAGGUUCUGCCUGAUGGUGAAAAAGGGAUACAGGGACCCUCCGUACCACAACUGGAUGCACGCCUUCUCCGUCUCCCACUUCUGCUACCUGCUCUACAAAAACCUGGAGCUGAUCAAUUACCUGGAAGACAUCGAAAUCUUUGCCUUGUUUAUCUCCUGCAUGUGUCACGACCUGGACCAUCGGGGCACGAAUAACUCCUUUCAGGUGGCUUCGAAAUCGGUCCUGGCAGCCUUAUACAGCUCUGAAGGCUCUGUGAUGGAGGACUACCAAAGGAUGCUGGAUUUGAUGCGAGACAUUAUUCUGGCAACUGAUCUGGCUCACCACUUGAGAAUCUUCAAAGACCUCCAGAAAAUGGCAGAAGUCGGCUACGACCCCAAAAACAAGAACCACCACAGCCUCCUGCUGUGCCUUCUCAUGACCUCCUGCGACCUCUCCGACCAGACGAAAGGCUGGAAAACCACCCGCAAGAUUGCUGAACUGAUCUACAAGGAAUUCUUCUCCCAAGGAGAUCUGGAAAAAGCCAUGGGCAACCGACCGAUGGAGAUGAUGGACCGAGAGAAGGCCUACAUCCCUGAGCUGCAGAUCAGCUUCAUGGAACAUAUCGCCAUGCCUAUUUACAAGUUACUCCAGGACCUCUUCCCCAAGUCAGCCGAGCUGUACGAGAGGGUGGCGAGCAACCGGGAACACUGGACCAAAGUCUCGCACAAGUUCACCAUCCGAGGCCUCCCCAGCAACAAUUCCCUGGACUUUCUGGACGAGGAAUACGACCUGCAGACGAUGGCGGACAACGGGGCCAAGUUGAACGGGUGCCUGGACUGCGAAGAGGGGCACCUGGGGGAGGUGAUGGAAUGACGCCCACCGCCCCCC